Prorocentrum cordatum is the source of this 5823-nucleotide messenger RNA. The record is from the annotation of a GenBank genome assembly. Lineage: Eukaryota; Dinophyceae; Prorocentrales; Prorocentraceae.
AUGGUCGGCGCUGCGGCAGGGUAUAGAAUUCAGGGUGGCGAUGUGCAGGCAGUGCUCGGCAACGCCACCCGUCGUGGGGAUCGCCCAGAGCCAGUGAGCCUGAUGGCAACUCGUCAUCCGGCUAAGUUCUUUGCCUACGAGACGUACGUUUUCCAGACGUCACCCCAGGCCGACAGUCUCAUGCAGCAGCUCAACGCGCAGGUGGAGUGGACUGCGUUCUUGAGAGACUUGAAUGUCGAAUUGCAGUCGUCAGAUCAAAUCGCUCAAAACACCCGCGGCAAGCAUUUGGCAGCACGGUUCAACUCAGACACCCAUGCGCAGGGGAAGCUGCAGGGGUGGAAGGUGACGUUCUAUUCGCGAUUCACCAGGACUGAAGGUGGGUUGCAAGGUGGCGUGCAUUUUGACGGGAACCAUUACCUCGUGGUCGAUCCUGAGUCGAACAAUCGGUUCUACGAGAAGCAUCAGGUGACGGACUGCGCGGUGCUGGAGUUGGGCGCUCAGUGGGCUCCCGCCGCCCUGGUGCUGGUCUGGGUCUUCGGCGUCCUGGCCCGCAUCGUCGUGGGCCCAGCCACGCGGAAGGAGCUCAGCGACAUCAUGGAGAUAGAGGCGAGCGCUCAGCAGGAGUCAGACGGCAAGAUCUGGUACCUCCUGAGCCCGGACCUCGACGUCUACCCAGUGCUGGUGGACGCCCCGGACCUGCGCGGGUACGAGCUUCUGGACAACGACGGGAGCGUGCUGUUGAGGUCUGGGCUCCGCCGGGGCGGGAGACCGGUGUACGGCUCCGAGUGGGAGCCCACCGCGCUCGAGCUGGUGGACGCGAUGGAGGCGGUGUCCCCGCAGCGCCAGCCCGAGCGCAGGAUGAUGAAGAAGGGUCCGCUUCCUCCGACGGAGACGGCAGCGCAGACACCUACGGAUUUGGUGAAUAUAGUGACUGGGAGUGACCGGCUCCCCGACGUGAAGCCGCUGCGCUGGUACGUCACGGCCGGGCCCAACAAGUCUGAGAUCGACGGCCUCUUCCCCCACACCACUGUGGACGAGUUCGCGCGCUCGGACGACGUGGCCCUCGCCGUGGUCGGCACUGGCGUGUACACCCUCAGGGCCCUCGACCCGAAGGACGGCGUGGUGCAGGUGGUCCGCGACGAUCGCUUGCUAGCGCUGGCGAAGGACAGCAGCGGGAUCCGCAAGAAGCUGUUCAGGGACGCGGUGCAGGAGGUCACGGAGAGCCCGUGGCCGGGGUGGCCGCUCCUGGGCCCGCGGACGGCGGCCUGGUGCGUCCGCUUCAUCGCGGAGCAGGACAGCCACCCCCGGGCCCGCAACACCAAGUGGCUGCACGAGACAGGGCUCACACAGGCGGACCCGGGGGUGGCUGAUCACGAAGUUGCCAUGCGGGCCUUCGAGUUCGGGCUCGUAUACGAUCAGGUGAACGUGGGAGAGCUUGUAAGCUUCGAGCUCCUGGCCCGGCGGGCGCAGAUGGCGGAGUGGCGCUACCGCGACCGCCUAGCGCCCCGCCGGGCCGACGAGACAGCGGAGGACGAGCACCUCUACAUGGGCACCGGAGAGACGAGGGGCCUCAUCAUGAUGGCCCCGUUCCUGGUGGAGCACAUCUCUACGGAGCUGCACCGGGAGAGCCAGGUGAUGAAGGAGAAGAGGAAGUUGAGGGAGGAGCGCCAGCUCGCGAAUGGCACGGGCGCCGACGGCGAGACGAAGGACGCCCUUCGCAAGAAGGUCGAGAGUCAGGCGCCCCCCGGCAGCGACGGGCGUCUUGGCUCGUGCUGUCGAACGGCGCGGUCUCGGCUACUCCGCCACCGGCACGUCGACGGGUGGAGCAUGGAGGUGCAUCAGGCGCUGAAUUGCCUCCACGGGCGCGGGGGCCCUGGUCCCGAACGCCCGCCCACUCUAGGGCAAAGUUUUGGUUCUGAACACGUUCGAGCUGCUGUUCAAAGCAUCGGGGCUCCUACUACAACCGGCGCGGCAGCCUUCAAGGAGCUGUGCGCCAGCAAGCCCGGCUACUCUUCGAUGCCGGUGAAACCCGCCGCCUUCCAGCGUGACCUCGUCGCGCCGCCCUCGCCCGGUGCCAAGUGCGACGGCGCCAGCAUCCUGCAGGGCGAGGCGCUCAACCUUUGGGAGGAUUGGCAGCAACGGUUGUUGCGGAAGAACCCAGAGGUCUCCGCCGUGAAGCCUCACUGCGACGCGAAACUGAUGCAGAGCAAGUCCAGCUACGCCUCCUUCGUCGCCGACUUGUACGACGCCGUGCUUGUGAAGUUCGGCUCACUACGUGAAUCUACUCUCGGUAUAUUUUUCGCCCCCAAGUCUGAUGGGAAGUUGCGGCUCAUCUUUGACACGCGCUGUGUCAACCAGCUCUUCGAGCCUCCUGCGCACACGGCGCUGCCUACGGCCGGCUGCUGGAAGGGGCUACUCUCGGAGCCGAACGACGAGCUGUGCCUCUCUCAAGUUGACGUGGAGGCUUGUUUUUACCGCAUGCGUGCACCUCCCGGGAUGGAGGAAGUUUUCGUCUUACCUCCGCUGGACUGCGGUGCCCUUCGCCGACUUCGGCCGGACAUCGCCAUCAGCGGGGACCUGACAUGCUCCCCCUUGCUCAUCGUUCUACCCAUGGGCUGGAACUGGUCACUGUUUCUUUACCAAGAGAUGGUCACGCAGUGCGUGCAGCGUGCUGGUUACCCGCCGUCCCGUAUCAUUGCAGACAAGCGGGCGACUCCCUCCCUGGUCGGCCAGACCGCUGCCGCGGUGUAUGUCGACGGAGUCGCAGUGAUUGGCACGCAGAGCGCGCAGACCGUGCAGGACUGUCGCGCGAUCGCCGAAGCCCUCCUCGCGGCGGGCCUGGUCACGAAGGACAUGGAGCUGCCGCAGGACGAGCAGCCGUUCACCAGGCUCAUCUUCGAGAAGGGGUCCGGUCGGAUUUCCCUCUCGCGCAGCCGGAUCUGGAGGAUCCGGCGAGCUUUCCAGUACGCCGCAGAGGCCGACAAGCUCACCGGCGUGCAGAUGCGCAUGCUCCUGGGGCACUAUACUUGGGCGGCCAUGCUGAGGCGGCCGCUGCUGUCCGUCUUCGCCGCCUGCUACUCGUUCGCGGAGAAGGCCGGGGACAUGGCGUGGCGGCCCUGGGCUACUGUACGCCGCGAGCUCAGGCUGGGCGCGGCACUGGCGGCGAUGGCCUUCGUGGACUUGCGCCGGCCUGUCGCCGCCACUGUCCUGGCUACCGACGCCUCGGGCGGCGCCCGGCAGGUCUGCAGUAUUGACCCAGACCUGGCGCCGCCGGGGCUUGAGCCGGCCGCCGCACGCGACUGUGGUGGCUUCGGCGUUGUCAGCCGCGAAGUCUCGCGCUGUGCCGUGGCCGCCGCUCUUCAGCUCAGCGAGAAGUGGAGGCUCAAGACUCUCGACUUUUUGGGGGCCCGGGCAUCAGCGCUCGGUCUCAGAGACGACCCUCGCGGUGCUGCCGCGCAGAAUCAUCCUCCUCCCUCGAAGUAUCACCACGUGCCGCCAUCUGGGAUGGGGGAGUCAGCUAACGAGCCUUCAUCAUCGACGUCGCCACCACAUCGCUACGUCAUCACCUGGAAGGAGGAGCAGAAGUUUUUCGAGAUUGGUAAGAGUAUAUUGGGUUCUCAAGAAGACUGGAAGGUUUGUUUCUAUGGAAGGUUCAACAGGGCCGCCGACAUCGUUAUCCUGGAGGGGGAGGCUCUGGUCAUGGGGGUCCGCCAUUUCGUACGCAACACUGCCAAUCAUGGGCGUCGCCUGCUGCUGCUAUGCGACAACAUGGGGCUGGUGCUCGCGUCGGGUAAGGGGAGAUCUUCGGUGUCGUCGCUUAACCUCGUGCUUCGUCGGCUUGCUGCGAUCUCCAUCUUUGCCAACAUCGAUAUCACAGUGCGGUGGAUCCCUUCAGAGUUGAACCCAGCCGACGCUCCUUCGAGACCCCCUGCAGCCCGGGCUCAGAACGCCCGGCUUGACCUCCGCUCCUUCGGAGGCCGCUCUGCACCGGAGCCCGAGGAUGACUCGCUAUGGCGAGCCGCUGCGGAGGAGCUCGCCGCGGAAGGGCGCCCGCGGCGGCGCGACCCAGGCCUCGCCGGCCUCGGCGACGCCGCGGCGCCCGCGGCACUGGCCGGGGGCUUCGGGCUCCACCGGGGGGGCGUCGGCGUGCAGCCGAACGACUCCUCGGACAGCGACUCGGAGUCGGAGCCCGCGGCCGGCUCGACGGCACGCGCCACCACCCUGGCGCAGCCGACCGGGACCGCGCUCACGUACCUGCAGGAGCGCAAGAUCAGGGCCUCGUCCAACGUGCACUUCGCGACCUCGUACCGGACUUUCGACAUCUGGUGCCAGGCGCACGCCGUGCCGGUUCAGAACGCCAGCGAGAUCGACAUGGCCAUCAGCGAGUACAUGGACGUGCUCUACUUCGACGGGAUGCCGUCGGACGUCGCGUCGAAGACGAUCGCGGCCGUCCGGCACUUCCGCCCCGCGGCGGUGGGCGAGGCCGAGCUGGCGGCGGUCUUUUGCCUGAUAGGCCUGGCGAUGCUGGACGGCGGGUCGGAGUUCGCGGAGGCCCUCAGCCUGGCGUGGGACACCGCCCUCCGCCUACCAAGCGACCUGAUGCAGUUGCGAAGUCCGUCCCUCGUGCCGCCGCAGCCCCGCAUGCACAUCGGCGAGUGGAGCCUGCUGCUGUACCCAGAGGAGACCGGCCUGCGCAGCAAAGGGAAGCAGUUCGACGAGGGGGUCCAGCUCACGCCAGCGGGCUCAAAGGCCCUCGGCCCUGUCCUGGCGCGCCUGCGGGAGCGCCCAGCCCAGGCGCCCCUGCGGGCCCUCGACGCCAGGCGUUUCGGCCAGCUCUUCAGGAAGUACGCGGAGAUGAUCAACCUGAAGGACCCGCACCCAUACCGGGUGCGACACGGCUCAGCAAGCUGGGACAUCGCCAGCGGGACGCGAAGCCUCGAGGCCGUGCAAGCCCGCCUUCGGCACGCCAGCGCGACCAGCACCCAGCGGUACAGCCGGGCAGCCCGGUGCACCGCGGAGCUCGCGCUGGCGCCGGAGUCGGUCAAGACCUUCGGCGCCGCGGUGGCGGACCAGUGGGCGCUGACGCUCCGAGGCCGGAGCCGCCUGCCGCCCCGCCCGCGGCGCCCCGACAAGCCGUGCCGGACGUCCCCGGGGCUCAAGACGGUGGCAGCAGUUGCGCUGCUGGGUGAGGCGAUGUCCUCCAAGGAGCCCACAAGGACGCGCCAAGGGGACGAGUUGUCCUACAGGCCCAAGGGCGCCAGGGUGCGCCGCGCCGCCAGCGGCCCCCUGGUGGAGGACGCCGCCGUGCAGCACGGCAGGCCAGCGCUGAUGCGCCGCGCCGCCGCAGGCCCGCUGGUGGAGGGCUCCAGCAGCGGUGCUGCGGCGGCCUACGAGGACCCCGAGGCUCACUACGGCGGCGGUGGAGCGAGAGGUGGAGGCGCCGCCAGGGAGGCGUGGCCGAGCUUCGUCGGGGGCGGCGCCCCAGCUGGCAGCACCAGGCCGCCGCCGCAGGCGCAGGCCCCGGUGCCCCGAGACGCCCAUGGCCGGCCCGACUUCAGCAGGCACGCGGCGGCGGGCGCCCACCAGGCCCCUGGGUCGCCGAUGGAGCCCCCGCAGCCGCGCUACGUGGAGUUCGGGCGGGCCCUGAACGCGGGCUUCCGGGAAGGCUUUCGUGAGCCCCCGGCGCGGCCGCUGGGCGCAGGGUUCCAGGACGCCCAGGCCGUCUCUGGCUACGCCAUGUGGUUGGCAUGGGAGGGAUCGAACCUGGCUCAGCACGCGCAAACCACCAAAGAAGAUUGCAUGGGCGUGGAGAACGUGUCUUAG